CUUCCCACCCCCACCCUGCGCCACCCGCAUCCCCGCCCCCUCGCUCUGCGCCUCCUCCUUGGCUGCGGGCAGAGGGCUUCAAACAGCCGCAGCGCCCAGUGUCUGGACAGCCUGUAGGAGGCACACACUCCUACACCCACCCUGCCUAGCCGCACCCCUGCCCAGCAUGUCGGCGCUCGAGUGGUACGCCCACAAAUCUCUGGGCGAUGGCAUCUUCUGGAUUCAAGAACGCUUCUAUGAGUCCGGCAACCGCGCCAAUAUCUGGCUGGUGCGUGGCUCCGAGCAGGACGUAGUGAUCGAUACCGGCCUGGGGUUGCGCAGCCUCCCGGAGUACCUGUAUUCCUCCGGCCUCUUGCAGGACUGCGGGGCCAAAGAGGAUGCGGCGCCUCGGCCGCUUCUGGCUGUGGCCACCCACGUGCACUUCGACCACUCCGGCGGUCUUUACCAGUUCGACCAGGUGGCCGUGCACCAUGCUGAGGCCGAGGCCCUCGCUCGCGGGGACAACUUUGAGACCGUGACCUGGCUCUCCGACAGCGAGGUGGUGCGGGCGCCCAGCCCCGGCUGGAGGGCCAGGCAGUUCCGAGUGCAGGCGGUGCAGCCCACCCUCAUUCUGCAGGAUGGGGAUGUGAUCAACCUUGGUGACAGACAACUCACUGUUAUGCACAUGCCAGGUCACUCCAGAGGCAGUAUUUGCUUACAUGACAAAGACCGAAAGAUUCUCUUCAGUGGCGAUGUUGUAUAUGAUGGAUCACUGAUUGACUGGCUCCCAUACAGCAGGAUAAGUGACUAUGUUGGAACUUGUGAACGUCUAAUAGAAUUAGUGGACAGAGGUCUGGUUGAGAAAGUGCUCCCUGGGCAUUUCAAUACCUUUGGUGCUGAAAGGCUUUUUCGAUUGGCUUCUAACUAUAUUUCAAAAGCUGGUAUAUGUCACAAAGUAUCUACUUUUGCCCUGAGAUCUCUUGCAAGUUUAGCCCUGCGUGUAACCAAUUCAAGGACCUCACCCUAGUAUCUAUGCCUAUAAUCUAUUUUGAUUAACUAUAUACAUUAAUCCAAUUCAUUUUGUGCUGUUUAAAAUGGUUAAUAGUGUGCAUUUCAAAAGUGCUUUUAUACCACUGUUGUAUAUUAGAGGGGGAAAAAGAUUAAAAAUGAAUAAGCCAAAAAGAGGAAAGUUUUAGUUUAAUUUUUUUUCUUCCAAGUAAGUUAUCACUUAAAUAAGCUUAUAAUUUUCCAAAGGUAUCAUAAUUUGUGCUCUAAAAAUGCCGUAAGUAUAUAAAAGGACAUGAAGAGGCAUUUUGUAACACCAGAAAGAACUUUCCUUGCCCAUUUUUCUUAUUUUAUUUCCUAGGUGACCAUGAAAAAAGGCAUCUAAAGCCUUGUGUUUACAUGGUAAACUUGAUUUUUUUAGUAUAUUAUUUUAAGAUAAAGGUUUUGGGGUUCAAAAUGCAUUAGAAUUCAAUAUAAACAUGUAAAAUCUAAUCAUUUAGAAUGACAGCCAAAACAUCCCAUGGUUAUUGUCUAGAAUUAUUUAAGCCUCUUUCAUUUUAUUUAUUCUGUUUGUAAUUGUAGCAUACAUUAUAUGCUAUAUAAUUUAACUUAUGAAAAAUUAUAAUGAAUUUUGUUUUAUUGCAAAGCUUUAAAUAUCAAUUGCAGAGUACUUCAGUAAAAAAGCUACUAUUUAUUGUUGUCUGUUAUUAUGCAAGUAAUAUUUUCAGUCAUAAAAGUGAAAAUCAAAUGUGUGUAAUCUAAUAACAAAUUGUCAGAUUUCUUAAAAGGACACUGUCAGGAAAAUUUGAAAAUACACAUAUUUAGAAUAAUUUUUAUUAUAUCCUAUUUUAUUACUAACAGCUAUUAUAAACAAAAAUUUUCUUCUUAAAUAGCAACUUCAGUAUUGUCAUAUUUUACAGUAUCAAAACAACUACAGAGAUCUAUUACAUCUUGAUAUAAACUAUUCUUUUACCUAACAUAAUGUGUCUGUACCACAGAAGGAUUUUCAAAUUAAUUGCAAAAUGUCCAUUAGAUAUUGAUCUAGAAUGAAUGGCCUUUUUUAUCCUGAUUCACAACACCUAUUCCUGUUCAGUAUUGUUUGUCUUCAAUGAAAAUAAGUCUACAUUCCUAAGUUAUAGGAAAGGUUAAACCACUAUUCAGUAAAAUGUUUUGAUUUGGUGCUCUUAAUAAUCAUUUAUUAAAAAGCCUUUUGGAGUAUUAAAGGUUUUUUAAACAUUUUUUCCACUAAAUUUUUAUUUUAUUAUUGACAUGUCUAAAACCAAGCUGAAGAUGCUUUGGAAAUCAGAUCUUUUUAAUAUUAGGAAGGUUUUUUUUUCUGUCAAAUUAUGUAACUUUUUCUACCCUGCAGACACCCAGAAUUUUUAGCUUUUUAUUCACACACACACACACACACAUACACACACACACACAAAUAAACAGAGUCAUGUACAUACAUUCACAGCACUGUGGAAUCUUCAAAAGUCAGAGACAUUAUAGCUGGAAAUUGAAGGCACAUGAAACAUGAAUAAUAAUAUAUACAAAUUUAUGUUUAUAUAAAUUGCAUAUAAACAUAAGGGACUUUAUAAAGGGAGGAAUGUGAAGUUUAGUUAGGAAAAUUUCCUGUUAGGGUUUUUGAGUCAGAUUUGGAAGGAAGAUUUGUCAGGUGGUUAGGGUAGGAAAUAAAAAGAUACAAGAAUAGGGAUAUAAGCAUUGCUAUAUAGAAUAGUCUAUGCUUGUGACAAUAUAAAUUUCCUUUUCAGGAAUCCCAUUUCUCCCAAGCACCAUGUAUUUAACAUUAGAAAAAGAGAUUUGUGAUUGUGUAUAAGAGUCAUCCUUAAUGCAGAUGAGCUGAACUGUCAAAUGCCACCAAAUGAACCAGAGAGUCAGAUAGAGACCAAGAUUGGUUCAAAUAUAGAAUAUCAUGAGAAUUCUCUGAUGGUCGUUCAAAGCAGUAGGUCUGUUUCAACUGACAGUACAACACGAAGAAUAUAGAUUUGGUUCAGGGCAACUACAAUCACUUAAUAAGCCUUAAAUAUAGCCAUUAUUUUUAUAUCAGUAGCACAAAAGAAAACCAAAAGUCCUUAACCAUUGACCAUUUUUAUCUUAUUUUAGGAAUUUUUUAAAAAAUCAGAGUACAGUAGGCAUUGAGUUUUAUUAGAAAAUAUUUACUUUUCCCAAAGGAUUUCCUUAUUUACUAAAAGUGUUAUUUUUCAGAACACAUUAAUAUUAUUUUUUAAGUUCCCAAUUUUUUAAAAAAAAUUUCAAACUGUAAUACAACAUAAGACUGUGGUAUUUUGCUGUUGCUACAGUGUGAAUAAAAUGGAAAUACAUUAGGGAAAGGAUAUCAUUCAUUGAUUAUCCAUGCUAUCCAUUUAAAAUAUGCAUUAUUUAAUGUAAUCCUGGUUCUAGCACCAAGAGGUAAUUGACCAGCUUCACACAACAGGACAAAGCUGGUAAUUGAACACAGGUCUGUCUACCCCUGAACUGUGUUCUUUCUUUUAUACCUGCACAACACAUAAAAUUGGCAGUAUAUUUUUACUUUUCCAAGAUGCCACAUGUGCCAAGAAUAAAUCAGAUGAUAUUGAAGCAUAAUAACGUAUUUAAAAAAAAGCUUUUAAAAUAAGAUAUUUUCACCCUGACAGUGACCCUUAUUGUAAUUUAUGAUUUGGGGAAAUAUUAGAAUGUAAGUAUGAUUCAAAGUUGUUAAAUGUAAGACAUUUAGAAAUAAUUUUUAUUUAUAUUGUUAAUAAUCUUAGGAUAUUCAUUUUUCUUAUAUUAUGUCUCUUUAUGAGAAUCUUAAAUGAAAACCACAUGUGUUAUCCUGAUGUAGUUGAAUAAAUAAUUAUAUGUAUUGUUCUUACAUGGAUAGUAAUAUGAAUGUACUGCACAAAUUGUCCUCUUAUAAUUUUCAGAUAAAUGUAAGUAAACAUUUGUGUGAUAAAUAUUAAAGUGAACAUUUAUUUCAAUCUACAA
Ictidomys tridecemlineatus (thirteen-lined ground squirrel) is the source of this 3957-nucleotide messenger RNA. It is a transcript of the gene Mblac2, whose product is annotated as metallo-beta-lactamase domain containing 2. Lineage: Eukaryota; Metazoa; Chordata; Mammalia; Rodentia; Sciuridae. The record is from RefSeq and is a predicted model, not a curated record.